AUGGGCAAGAUCCGGAUCGCGAUAGACAGAGGUGGAACCUUCACAGAUUGUGUUGGUAACCCCGGAACUGGAGACGCUAAAGACGAUGUGAUUUUGAAAUUGCUAUCCGUCGACCCCUCUAAUUAUCCCGAUGCUCCUCUGGAAGGUAUAAGGCGUCUAUUGGAGAAGUUUUCAGGAAAGCCCAUUACUCGUGGAGAGCCAUUGGACACUUCCCAGAUCGAGUACAUCAGAAUGGGAACUACGGUGGCCACGAAUGCCCUUUUGGAGAGAAAAGGUGAAAGAUGUGCACUGAUAACUACCAAAGGGUUCAAAGACUGUUUGGUGAUCGGAAACCAGUCCAGACCCAGAAUUUUUGAUCUGUCCAUCUCCAAGCCAGAUGUUCUCUACGAGACGGUGGUGGAGAUCGACGAAAGAGUGACUCUACAAGACUUCAGUGAGGAUCCUGCCAAAUUCGAGACCGUCGAUUUUGAGAGUGAUGCUGAUCUGGUCAAAGGGCUAAGUGGAGAGGCCGUCAGGAUUUUGAAGAAACCAGACGUAGCCAGUAUACGGUCCACCUUGGAGCUAUUGUAUGCAACGGGGUUGAGGUCGGUGGGCAUUUGUUUGAUGCACUCAUACACCUUCCCCGCGCACGAGAUAUUGGUGGGCGAGAUCGCGAAAGAGGUGGGCUUCACCCACGUAUCUCUCUCCAGUGAUCUUUCGCCUGUCAUUAAGUUUGUGCCCCGUGCGAACUCUUCAAUUGCCGAUGCGUAUCUGACCCCAGAGAUCAAGCGGUACCUGAGCGGAUUUCAGAGUGGGCUCAAAGAGGGUUUGGCCUCGGUGGGCGCCGAGGUGCCCACUGGCGUGAGAUGCCAGUUCAUGCAAUCGGAUGGUGGGCUGGUGGAUGCCUCCCGGUUCUCCGGGUUGAGGGCUAUCUUGUCUGGCCCAGCUGGUGGUGUUGUUGGUUACUCGGCGACUUGUUACAAUCCUGAGAACAACAUUCCUCUCAUCGGAUUCGAUAUGGGUGGAACCUCCACUGAUGUUUCCAGAUACGGUGAUGGCAAGUUUGAUCACGUGUUUGAAACCACUACUGCAGGUGUUACGAUCCAGUCUCCUCAACUGGACAUCAACACCGUGGCAGCCGGUGGCGGAUCCAUGCUGUUCUUCAGAAACGGGCUUUUCCAGGUCGGACCAGAAAGUGCUUCAUCCCAGCCGGGCCCCUCCUGCUACAGAAAGGGCGGUCCUCUGACUGUGACUGAUGCCAAUCUUGUCUUGGGCAGAUUGUUGCCAGAGUACUUCCCCAAGAUCUUUGGUAAGGACGAAAACCAGACAUUGGACCAGGAAACUCCCGUUCAAAAGUUCAUGGAACUAACUAAGGAGAUUAACGCUGCUCACCCGGAUCUUCCUCCAAAGUCCAUCGACGAAAUCGCCUACGGUUUCAUCAAAAUUGCCAACGAGACCAUGUCCAGACCUAUCAGACAGUUGACAGAGGCCAAGGGUCACGUGAUUUCCAAUCACAGACUAGUCUCUUUUGGUGGUGCUGGAGGUCAACAUGCCGUUGCAGUUGCUGAUUCGUUGGGUGUGGAUACGGUGUUGAUCCACAGAUACUCCUCUGUUCUGUCUGCCUACGGAAUGGCCCUGGCCAAUGUGGUGGAGGAAGUGAGAGAGCCUUGUUCUCUGACCUUGAAUGCCACCAACGACACGGUUUUCCAGCAGAGAUUCGUGUCGUUGAUCUCGAGAGCUACAACAGCUUUAGAGUCGCAGGGGUUCCGGGACUCCGAUAUCGUGUUUGAGAAGUAUCUGAACAUGAGAUUCGAGGGAACAGAAUCCUCCAUUAUGGUGUCUGGUUCAGGCAGUUACGCUGACUUUGAGGCUCACUUUUUGGAGUUGCACAAGAGAGAAUUCGGAUUUGUUUUUGAGGGCAAGGACCUGAUUGUUGACGAUGUUCGUGUGAGAGCUAUUGGAAAGGCUCUUGACCGUGCUGAAGAGUCUAUCGAUAGCCAGAUCGAGGCUCUCAACAAGUCUGGUGCUGUGAAGGAGGUUGCUGCUGACGCAUUCAAGUUCAAGAAGGAGGUGUAUUUUGAAGGUGGGCGUCUUGAGACCUCGGUGUUUCGCUUGGAAGAUCUGGAGGUGGGCACCAAUGUUCCUGGUCCAGCUAUCAUUGCUGAUGGUACGCAGACCAACGUUAUUCCACCCAACUCUUCUGCUCUGGUGCUCAAGAACCAUGUAGUUAUCACCAUCUCCAAGGGCGAAUCAGUGGCCGCUAGUGUUGAGUCUGAGACCACCGAUAUCAAGAUUGACCCAGUCUUGCUCUCCAUCUUUGGACACAGAUUCAUGGACAUUGCCGAGCAAAUGGGAACUUCUCUCCAGAAGACGUCUGUUUCUGUCAACGUGAAGGAGAGACUUGACUUCUCGUGUGCCUUAUUUGACCCAGUCGGAAACCUAGUUGCCAAUGCUCCUCAUUUGCCCGUUCAUUUGGGUUCCAUGUCCACGUGUAUUGCUGCUCAGGCGAAAAUAUGGAAGGACAGGAUCCAGCCUGGUGAUGUGAUCGUUACCAAUCACCCUUCUGCCGGAGGCACCCAUUUGCCGGACAUUACUGUAGUGACUCCAGCUUUCAAGGAUGGUGAGAUCAUCUUCUACGUGGCUUCAAGAGCCCACCAUGCUGACAUUGGAGGGCUGUUGCCUGGAUCCAUGCCUCCCAACAGUAAGCACCUUAGCGACGAGGGUGCAGCCAUCUACUCGGAGCUUCUGGUGGAGAAGGGAGUUUUCCAAGAGGCCAAGUUGCGCAAGCUUUUGCUGGAGGAUCCAGCAAAACACCCCAAUUGCUCUGGUACCAGGAAACUUUCGGACAAUAUCAGUGACUUGAAUGCUCAAAUUUCCGCCAACCAGAAGGGUCUUUCGCUGAUUGCCCAACUGGUGAAGGAGUUUGGACUGGCCACCAUUCACGCCUAUAUGACUGCUAUCCAGGACAACGCUGCCACCACGGUGACCAGAAUGCUUGCAGAUGUUGCGAAGAGAUUUGAUGGUGAGAGCUUGAAGGCAGAGGACUACAUGGACGAUGGCUCCAGAAUCAAGCUGGAGGUCAAGACUGACGCCGUCAGAGGCAAGACCGUGUUUGAUUUCACUGGCACUUCCAGUCAGGCCUAUAAUAACUUGAACGCUCCAACAGCCAUCACCUACUCUGCAAUCAUCUACUGUAUGAGAUGUCUUGUUGAUGAGGACAUCCCAUUGAACCAGGGUUGUUUGCGUCCUAUUGAGGUGAUCAUCCCAGAGGGCUCAUUGCUUUCUCCAUUGGAGGGAUGUGCAGUUGUCGGUGGAAACGUGGAAACUUCCCAGAGAAUCACGGAUGUCAUUCUCAAGGCUUUCCAUGUCAUGGCAGAUUCCCAGGGUGAUUGUAACAACUUCACCUUUGGCACUGGCGGAAACAGUUCCGACGGAGACGCAUAUGUGGAAGGAUUUGGCUACUACGAGACCAUUGCUGGUGGUCACGGUGCCGGCCCAACCUGGCAUGGAGUUAGUGGUGUUCACACUAAUAUGACCAACACCAGAAUCACAGAUGCCGAGAUCUUCGAGAGAAGGUAUCCCGUGAUCCUGCGUGACUUUUCUAUCAGAAAGGGUUCCGGAGGUCAUGGUGAAUUCAACGGAGGAGACGGCUGUGUUCGUGACAUUGAGUUCAGUGUUCCCGUGACUGCCUCUAUUCUGUCGGAGAGAAGAGUCAUUGCUCCUCAUGGAUUCGCAGGUGGUGAGGACGGCCAGAGAGGAGUCAAUCUGUACAUCAAGACCACACGGAAUGAGAACGGUGAGAUUGUGGAGCAGAGACAGAUCAACAUCGGUGGCAGGAAUACCGUUGAAGUCAAUGCUGGUGACAGGAUCAUCAUUCAGACUCCAGGAGGAGGUGGGUACGGUGUUUCCAAGCAGAACGGCCACUGCAAUGGUACGAAGAAAGUGUAUCAUGCAGAUUCAUUUUUGGCCGCUGGUUCUUUGGCGCUGCGGUCUGCGGCGCAAUUGACGAAUUGA
Messenger RNA from Kuraishia capsulata CBS 1993, 3993 nucleotides. RefSeq lists its product as uncharacterized. Lineage: Eukaryota; Fungi; Ascomycota; Pichiomycetes; Pichiales; Pichiaceae. The transcript has 2 exons. Gene Ontology annotation, biological process: glutathione metabolic process. Gene Ontology annotation, molecular function: 5-oxoprolinase (ATP-hydrolyzing) activity. The record is from RefSeq and is a predicted model, not a curated record. Gene Ontology annotation, cellular component: cytosol. The coding region runs from base 1 to 3993 and encodes 1330 amino acids.